Messenger RNA from Vanessa tameamea, 1120 nucleotides. RefSeq lists its product as uncharacterized. The record is from RefSeq and is a predicted model, not a curated record. Gene Ontology annotation, molecular function: peptidase inhibitor activity. Bases 3 to 1088 code for a protein of 361 amino acids. Lineage: Eukaryota; Metazoa; Arthropoda; Insecta; Lepidoptera; Nymphalidae. The transcript is spliced from 6 exons.
AUAUGUAUUGGAUAGCGAUAAUAAUUACAAUUUUUCAUGUAAAUUUGUGGAAAGUAGAGUCUUUAUUAUUGAAUCCGAUUAAAUCUGAUAAAUACGAAUGUCAACCGCAUAUGACCUAUAGAUUUGAAGAUAUCAUCUGCACUUGUAACUUUGAAGGAAAAUGGAUGUCUCAUAACUGCAGGGAAACUUUCCAGUACCUUCGACCCGAUGGAGUCACGGCCAAAGAUACUUUAAGAUCAAAUAUGAGUGCUAAAUAUUAUCAAGUCAAACAUAACGAAUUGCCAGAGAUUCAAAAAGGGCAGAGCUGUGUGCCCGGUAAACAAUAUAAAAUGUCCUGCAACACGUGCAGAUGCGGAGACAAUGACACCCUUUUGUGUACCAAAAUGGCUUGUCUGGAGAGGACGAUACUAAAGGGAGUUGGAGAUGUUAGAAAAUAUGAUCGAUUGAAAAUAAAAACGAAAAGAUAUAACAAAUCGAAUAAGAAACCAGAGAAAGAAAUGAUUAAGAAAAAUAAAAACAGUUUACCACAAUUACCCGAAGGCGACUGUGUUCCUGAUCGAGUAAAUGAUGAGGAAAUCGCUCAAAUCGAAACUCGUUCAGCGAUAGAUAUACCACAGUUGCCGCACAUGGGCACUGAAUGUGAGCCCGGAAAAGUAUAUCGCGUGUCGUGUAACCUUUGCUUCUGUUCACAAGGACAUAACCUCCUUUGUACGAUGAAGUAUUGUUUGAAUGUGAACGAUUAUGCGGAAAUCCAUGCCCACAAACUCACAGGGCAGCCAUGUACAGAGGAUUACAAUGAACUUUGCAGUAAAUGUAAAUGUGUAAACAAUCAAAGCGAAUGUAAUGCGAUAGACAGAUGUACUCCGUCCGAAAAACAGACACUGUCUUCGACUCGGGCUAAAAUAAAAUUAACCCUCGAUGUUAAGAAGGAUGCCUGUGAACCUUUAGCGUCUUAUAAAAUCCAUUGUAACGAUUGCUACUGCCAAUCGGACGGCACUUUACGGUGUACUCAGAAAGUCUGUCUAAAUUAUUCGCAGACAAAAAAAUUGCAGGAAAGAGAAACUUAUUUGGAAAAACAUGGUCUUUGAUUUUGUAAUCACAUAUAUUUAAAUAAAUUAAA